Pseudogymnoascus destructans is the source of this 612-nucleotide messenger RNA. RefSeq lists its product as uncharacterized. Bases 1 to 612 code for a protein of 203 amino acids. The record is from RefSeq and is a predicted model, not a curated record. NCBI's taxonomy places the organism in Eukaryota, Fungi, Ascomycota, Leotiomycetes, Thelebolales, Thelebolaceae. The transcript is spliced from 3 exons.
AUGGAAGAUUCUCAAGUGACACUCCGGGGAGACGAGGUGCUCAUUUCGGUGUCCCGCAACGAAACUGGAGGCAAGUGGCAGCCACUGCACCGCACUUCUGUCAUGUAUCAAUCAAUACCCCUUACGCAACGACAGGCUCUCUCACCCCACCCUCCUUGGUCCCAGAACCACGGUUCGACCAUCGGCGCAACUGAUCGAGAAACGGAGAUUGGCGGAUUCGGCGUAGACUCGGCCGCGCCGUCGUGGUCGGCCGCGCAGUGGGGAGGCACAGAGGAAAUUGUGGACAAGAGCGUUAAUAGCUACGAGCUACCGGAAGUCAAGCUCUUUCGUAUCGGUACCGAUACACACCUGAGGCAAUAUGUCGAAAAAGCCGACAUCAAACAUACCCAAGACAAUGACGGUCAACUGCCCAGAAUGACUACCAGACAAACCACCACUGCAGCUACGACCGCUGUGCCAUCCGAAGACAUCCCGAGUCGAAUGGCCCACCUCGAAGCACAGAUACAGGAGGUCAAGGAUCUACUAGUCAUCCUUACGGCAGCCCAGACUAGAAUCCCGUCCACAGUGCCGGUGGACGCCACCAUACCCACAGUCGAAGCUACGGAGCAAUGA